Drosophila willistoni is the source of this 2781-nucleotide messenger RNA. RefSeq names its product interferon-related developmental regulator 1 (gene Ifrd1). NCBI's taxonomy places the organism in Eukaryota, Metazoa, Arthropoda, Insecta, Diptera, Drosophilidae. The transcript is spliced from 5 exons. Bases 925 to 2220 code for a protein of 431 amino acids. The record is from RefSeq and is a predicted model, not a curated record.
CAUCGUUUUUUCAUUUCGUAAGUGUCGGAAAUUUCAGUGGAAAUUAAUUAAUUUGCAUUAUUUUUAACGCCAGACGCUUGCAAAGCUUUUGAAAAGCUACAGCCGUCAAGUUCAAACCACCAGAUAGCUGGUCUAUUGACAACAAAAAAAAGCCCCAAAAACACAGACAAGAAACUACGAAAUUAAACAAAGAACCAAAGAAAAAAGUAAGGAAUUCAAUUUUAUUUUCACAAUCGAGUGGCAGGCGGAUCUUCCAGUCAUUGUCGUCUACGUCUCAAGGCCAAAGGGGCAGACAAGGGUGUGGGUGUGGUGUGUGUCUGUUGAGUUAAGAAAUUCCAUUGCAAUUAAACAUGAAAUUUGCUGCAACCAGAGCACAACAACAACAUUUUUGUAUUAUCGCCAAGCCAAAUAAAGCACGCCGCAAUCAAAUAAUCAACUUCAUUGCAAAAUCAACAUUCAACAAAAACGUGCAACACCGCCAGCAGCAGCAACAACACAAAAGACAAUUGUGCGGUAUUAAUAAAAAUUGGAAACAUCAAAGUUUUUGCAUAGCUGCAUCUUGAUUAAUAUUGCAAAAUCCAAUAAAUAAUUAUAGUUAAUUAACAUAAUUCCAAAAUUCUAACCAAAAAAACUUAACUUAAAAAGCAACUAAACUAGUAAAUUAAAACCACAAAGGAAAAAAAUCAAUCACACGUGCGUUUUUAGUUGCCGCCAAAGAAGUACCAGAAAGGAUUUCUUACGUCUCUGUGUGAGUGCGUGCGCGCGUGCGUGAGGGAAAAAGAGCAAGUCAGAGAGCAGAUCCGCAUUUUUGUGAGUUUGUGUGUGUGUGUGUCAAACACAUCAACAAAGUAGGCGAGAAACACUCGACAACAAAUCAUUCGGAAAAAAACUUUGUCUACUAAAAUUCGUGAACAAAGCAACAGCAUGCCGCGUCGUAAUAAAAAAUCAGGAGGUGGAAACGGAGGACCUGGAGGAAAAGGUCGCAACAAUGACUCUAAUUCUGAGGACGAAUCAUUCGAUAAUGUAAGCGUCUAUUCACAUGUCUCGGAGGUUGCCUCAUCUGAGGCCAACGAUGAACUGGCCAAUGAACGUUUCGAGGAGAAAUUCGAAAAGGCUUUGGAACAGGCAACUGAGAAAUCAGCUCAGACCCGUGUCCAAGCCCUGCAAGCCAUUUGCGAGCUACUAAUGCAUCGUUAUAUGCCCGAUUUUGUUGAGGAUCGUAAAAUGACUCUUAUGGAUUUCGUUGAGAAGAGCAUUCGACGUGGCAAGGGACAAGAACAGGUUUGGGGAGCACGUCUGGCUCCAUUGCUAGUACUUCAACUGGGCGGUGAGGAGGGCAUAUCAAAGGCCAUGAAUCAGUUUCUCUUGACAACAGUUCAGGAUAAAUCUGUGGGAUUCGAUGCACGUGCCAAAUGCUGCACAGCCCUGGGAUUGCUUAACUUUUUGGGCUGUGAGGAUGUAGGGGAAUUGGUUCAAUUGAUGCAGUUCUUCGAAACAAUUUUCUCGGGCAGUUAUCUACGCGGUGACGACAAGACCCCAAUUUCUGUGACAUCGGAGGCUGGAGCUCUACAUGCUGAGGCUUUGUCCUCAUGGGGAUUGCUUUUAACCUUGAUACCCGCUGGUGAUAGUGUGUCCCUAAUGACCACUGGCCAGAAUAUGUUCCCAUCUAUUAAGAAAUUCCUUGGACUAUUGCAAUCGCCACACUUGGAUGUUCGCAUGGCUGCUGGAGAAACUAUUGCCUUGAUAUUGGAAUCAGGUCGUGCCCAUGAUUCGGACUUCCUGGAGGAGAAUAUUCCUGAAUUAUGUGAUGCGGUUAAACAAUUGGCCACAGAUUCUCACAAAUAUCGUGCCAAACGUGAUCGUAAGGCUCAACGCGCCACAUUCCGUGAUGUUUUGCGUUAUUUAGAGGAGGACAUUUCACCGGAAAUUAAUAUACGCUUUGGCCAUGAGAGUUUGAUUCUGGAUUCCUGGUCCAUACACCAUCAAUAUUCGUCUUUGUGCACUGUCAUGGGUCCAGGUAUGACCAGUCAGUUGCAGGAGAAUGAAUUUAUACGUGACAUUUUUCAAUUGGGUCCACGUCCAACCAAUACUGGCAUCAAUGGCAAUGCCAAGGUCAAGCAAUCCAAACUGGAGCGCCAUCUGGUCAAUGCUGCCGCCUUCAAGGCACGUUCUAUUUCACGUGGCAAGAACCGUGACAAACGCUCGGCAGUUGUCACUUAAAACAAUCUGAUCAUCGCUAUCCAGGACUUACUAGUUGAAUUGUUUCCCUAAAUUUAAAAAGAGUUAUACAUUUAAGAUACACGUUAACCAACACAUUAACACUGGAUUUGGCAUAAUGAACACUGUGACAAAAUUUCAAAAAAAAAAAAACCAAGUUAAUAUGGAUUAUUCAUUAAAAUUGUUAUGCAAUUAUAACAAAAACAAAAAUUCGUUGAGUUAGUUGAGUGUUUCACUUCACUCAUUGCAUGUCAGGGUUUCAUUUUUAUUAUUUUUUCAUUUUAAUUUAGUUUUUAAAUGUACACAAUCCCUCACGUUGUUGAUCUUUUAUUCAUUCUAAAAAAAAACAUUUAAACACAUAAGAUAUAAUAAAUAUCUGCUGUCAUGUCGCUGCUAAAAAAGAAAAAAAAGACAAGUCAAAAUUUUUGAUUUGUCUUUACGCUUUUUUCUAAUAGGAUGCAUACAUUUUUGUAGGAUAUUUAAAUUAUAUAUAUAUGUAUACAUUUUAUAGGCAAAGUAUCUUGUAAAAUAAAUAAAUACAUAACUUUAGACUUAAACAAACAA